AUGAUCAUCCCAGAAUUUUUGCUCGAAAACAUACAGGCCCUGAUGGCCGCGCCAGAUAUCUGUCCCUCAGAGCUCGUGGGAAACACGCUACACCCUAGAGAUCUGGACAAGGCCUGGAACGAUACCAAGAGCGGAUGGAAUAAGUGUAUGGACAAGAGAUGGUGCAAGAUUGUUGUGAUUGUGUGCAUUGUCGUGGGCGGUUUGUUCGUUCUCUGGGUGCUGUCUACAAUCUUCCAGCUGAUCUGUUGUGGAGCAAAGUGUAUUGAGGCCCUGUGCUGCUGCUGUUGCUGUGGAAGAAGAAAGGAAAAAGUGGUUUACAAAGAGGCUCCACCUCCUUCGUCGCAGGGCAACGCAUACACGAAUCCAAACAUGUACUAUCAGCAGAACGCGAACCCGUUUGCAGACCAAAAUAGGUAUAGCAAGCAGCAGCAUUUCUGA
Molecule: messenger RNA, 438 nt
Organism: Ogataea philodendri
Lineage: Eukaryota; Fungi; Ascomycota; Pichiomycetes; Pichiales; Pichiaceae
Exons: 1
Coding region: 1-438 (145 amino acids)
Cellular component (GO): cellular bud neck; plasma membrane
Source: RefSeq, a predicted model, not a curated record